CGUCACGCGCAGCCCGGACCAACCAGUCAGUCUCACAGCCGUCUGGACUGAGCGCUUUUCACUUGAUAUACUCUCUUUACCGAUGAACUUCUGCACACUUGACAAGAAGAAUGUUAAACUGGACGAGUGCAGAAAGCUGGAUACUGCAGUGAGCUGAGGAUAUAAAGGGAAUGCUCAGAGUACAACAGAGACGAGCUCUCUCCAGGACAGGCUCUCUCUGACUGAGGCCCAAAUCUGAGGUGGAGGAGGCAGUAAAGAGGCCCUGAGGGAGCCUCCCUCCCUCCCUACCUGACCACUGAUACCCUUUGGACAGCCAUGGCUCCUCGGAAGCGUGGGGGUGGCGGCGGCCGCGGUGGUCUCUCGUUCAUCUUUUGCUGUUUUAACGGCAGCGAUCACCCGGAGAUCACCUAUAAGCUGCGGGAGGACUUCGCCCUGCAGACCAUGGAGCCCUCACUGCCCAUGCCAGGAAGUGAAGAGCUCGAUAGCAUGUUCUCUGAGUUGGUGGAUGAGCUUGACCUUACAGAGAAACACAGGGAAGCCAUGUUUGCCCUGCCUGCAGAAAAGAAAUGGCAAAUCUACUGCAGCAAGAAAAAGGAACAAGAAGAAAACAAAGGUGCAACUAGUUGGCCUGAAUAUUAUAUUGACCAGCUCAAUUCAAUGGCAGCUAGAACGACGCUCCUGGCUCUAGAGAAGGAGGAUGAAGAAGAGAGGAACAAAACAAUCGAGAGCUUGAAGACGGCUCUGCGGACUCAACCUAUGAGGUUUGUGACCCGUUUUAUCGAUCUGGACGGCCUGACGUGUAUCCUGAACUUCCUAAAGAGUAUGGACUACGACACCACGGAAUCACAGAUCCACACGUCUCUAAUCGGCUGCAUCAAAGCUCUGAUGAACAACUCGCAGGGCCGUGCCCACGUCCUGUCUCACUCCGAGAGCAUCAACAUCAUUGCUCAAAGUCUAGCCACAGAAAACAUUAAGACAAAGGUGGCCGUGCUGGAAAUCAUGGGUGCUGUGUGUCUGGUGCCUGGAGGCCACAAGAAAAUCCUGGAGUCCAUGUUGCACUAUCAGCGUUUUGCCUGCGAGAGAACUCGCUUUCAGACACUUAUAAACGAUCUGGACCGGAGUACGGGCCGAUACAGAGAUGAGGUCAGCCUGAAGACAGCAAUCAUGUCCUUUAUUAAUGCUGUGCUGAGUCAAGGAGCCGGAGAGACGAGUCUGGAGUUCCGUAUCCACCUCAGAUAUGAGUUUCUUAUGCUGGGUAUCCAACCUGUUAUUGAUAAGCUACGCCUACAUGAAAACUCCACGUUAGACAGGCAUUUAGACUACUUUGAGAUGCUGCGGAACGAGGACGAGCUGGCUUUGUCAAAACGAUUCGAGUCGGUACAUAUAGACACCAAAAGCGCUACUCAAGUUUUUGAUCUGAUUCGCAAGAAACUGAACCACACGGACGUGUACCCACAUUUUAUGUCUGUGUUGCAUCACUGUCUUCUCAUGCCACAUAAGAGAAGUGGUAACACGGUACAGUACUGGCUGCUAUUGGACCGCAUCGUCCAGCAGAUGGUCUUACAGAACGAUAAAGGUCACGACCCAGAUUCUGCACCGCUGGAGAACUUUAACGUGAAGAAUGUUGUCAGGAUGCUGGUCAAUGAAAAUGAGGUCAAACAAUGGAAAGAGCAGGCGGAGAAAAUGAGGAAAGAGCACCAUGAGCUGCAGCAGAAGUUUGACAAGAAGGAGCGUGAAUGUGAUGCCAAGACGCAGGAGAAAGAGGACAUGAUGCAGACACUUAACAAGAUGAAAGAGAAGCUGGAAAAGGAGACGAACGAGCACAAAAACGUUAAACAACAAGUGGCCGAACUCUCUGCGCGACUGCAUGAACUCAGCACUAGGCAGGCAGCAGCUGUGGUUCCUGGCGGGCCCCCUCUCCCCCCCGGCCCCCCCGGCGGCCCUCUAUCUCCUCCACCGAUGCCGGCGUUUGCAGGGACAUGCCCGCCUCCUCCGCCACCUCCCGGCGGUAUGAUGCCUCCUCCGCCUCCCCCCCCUCCCCCACCGGGCGGGCCUCCGCCCCCUCCUGGACGCCCACCUAUCGGAGGGGUGCCUCCUCCGCCUGGAGCGCCGCUGGGGCCAUCUCUGAAAAAGAAGAACGUCCCUCAGCCUUCCAAUCCGCUCAAGUCCUUCAACUGGUCCAAGAUUGCGGAGAAUAAGCUUGAGGGCACUGUUUGGGUGGAUGUGGACGAUGCCAGGGUUUUCAAAAUCCUGGAUCUGGAGGACAUCGAAAAGACUUUCUCAGCCUAUCAGAGACAGCAGGACUUCUUAAUGAUCAAUAACAGCAAACAGAAAGAGACAGAAGAUGACACAUUGAGCUCCAAAAAAGUCAAGGAGCUGUCUGUUAUUGAUGGCCGCCGGGCUCAGAACUGCAACAUCCUCCUCUCACGACUAAAGCUGUCAAAUGAAGAGAUGAAGAGAGCCAUUUUGACUAUGGAUGAACAGGAAGACCUUCCUAAGGACAUGCUGGAGCAGCUGCUGAAGUUUGUUCCAGAGAAAAGCGACGUUGAUCUGCUGGAAGAGCACAAGCAUGAGCUGGACCGCAUGGCCAAACCUGACCGCUUCUUCUACGAGAUGAGCAGAAUAAACCACUACCAGCAGAGGCUGCAGUCUUUAUACUUCAAGAAGAAGUUUGCGGAGAGGAUAGCAGAGAUUAAACCCAAAGUUGAAGCUUUGGCUAAGGCAUCCAAAGAGGUUUUACACAGUAAAAACCUGAAGCAGCUGCUGGAGGUCGUGCUGGCCUUCGGCAACUACAUGAACAAGGGUCAGAGGGGAAACGCCUACGGAUUCAAGGUGUCCUCACUCAACAAGAUCGCUGAUACCAAAUCCAGCAUCGACAAAAACAUAACACUGUUGCACUACCUGAUCACCAUCCUGGAGAAGAAAUAUCCCAAAGUCCUGGUGUUCCAGGAGGACCUGCAGAGUAUCUCCGAGGCAGCCAAAGUCAACAUGACAGAGCUGGAAAAAGACAUUGGAAACAUGCGCAGUGGAUUAAAAAGUGUUGAGAGUGAGCUGGAAUACCAGAAGAAACGGCCGCAGGAGCUGGGUGACAAGUUUGUGUCGGUGGUGAGCCAGUUCAUCACCGUGGGAAGCUUCAGCUUCUCCGACGUGGAGGACUCUCUCAGCGAGGCCAAAGAGCUGUUCCUGAGGGCAGUGAAGCACUUCGGCGAGGAUGCCAGCAGGAUGCAGCCAGACGAGUUCUUUGGCAUCUUCGACCAGUUCCUGCAGUCGUUCUCGGAAGCUCAGCAGGAGAAUGAGAACAUGCGUAAACGCAAGGAAGAAGAGGAGCGCAGGGCCAAAAUGGAAGCUCAGCUCAAAGAGCAGAGGGAGAAAGAGCGAAAGGCCCGGAAAGCCAAAGCAAACGGCGAGGACGACGGAGGCGAGUUCGACGACCUGGUGUCAGCGCUGCGAUCAGGUGAGGUCUUCGACAAGGACUUGUCCAAGAUGAAACGCAACCGCAAGCGGAUCAACAACCAGAGCACGGACUCGAGCAGAGAGCGACCGGUCACGAAGCUUAACUUCUAGUUUCAGUCGUCGCCCUCUCCUGCCCGCUCCCCUCCCCUCUUCAUCGUCAGUUUGACUCUGGGUCGAGCUGACCUGCACAUUCCUCCGUAGCCUCCUCUGUUACCACCCAGCUCAGCUUCAGUAAACCCCGACCUCGCACAUGUUCAGACUCUUCCCUCCUCUUAAGAUUUCGAUAAUGAGAGGGACACAAGCCAAAAGUUGAUGAUAUUUGACCAAAUCGGAUAAGAUUGUUCAAGCGAAGCUGCCAUGCUGGAGACGAGAGCCCUCCCUCCAGGUUGUGGGAGAUGCUCACGAUUGUUUGAUAGGAUCCUUUCUGUGAUGUUUUUUGUUUUUUUUUGUACGUCAGAAUCUAUGCACAUGAGUGAAAUGUGCAGCUAAGAGACUCUUUCAGGGCCGGAUGGUUCAUCCACACAGGAGCACGAUUUCAUUACAAACGAAGGCACCAUUUUGUACAGACUGUUUUCAUGGAAGGAGAGCAGCUGCUGUGUGAACUGUCCCAGAGAGACCAAACCUAAACUGCCGCCGCUCUUAUGUAGUCCAAGCCACCAAAGGACUGAGACGCUGAGUUGUUACCCAGAUGUGGCUCCAACUGCAGGUGAUGCAGCUGAGAGGCAUUUUGUUUUCUAUUCAUCAUUAUUGACAAACAGUGAAUAUACUUAUAUGAAUAUGAUCUCUGUAUGUUUUAUUUGAGUAUUUUCCUGUUAAGAGCUGGCCUUAACUCUGUUGACUUUAAUUGUUCAGUGGGUACUCUCACAGGCCUCGGCAUAACCUGCAGCUUCUCAACAAGUCAGGACAGUCUUGUCUCGGAUAACUUUGAUCCAGAUGUAAGGGUGUGUGCUUGUUACACGUGCUCAUAGGAAUUUAUCAUUAUUAUACUAAUAUGCCAUUAAAAACCAUUCCCUGUUAAGGCAGCACUUUCUUUCCUCAGGCCUGAAGAGAGUGCCCUCCUUUAAUGUCUUCAUUUAGACAAGAUAUGUUUGCUGCACCCUGGCUGGAUUUACUCUGCAUUAAAAUAACAGUUAUGAUAAGGAAAAAGUCCUCACAAUGGUAAGAUCUCAUUUUAAUUUGCUUUGUGAAUCCAUCCAGCGUCAGACACCUCCACUGAACUUUUAUAAUUUAAAUACCGCCUCCAUUGUAUAAUGACCUGUUAAUAAUAAUGAUGAUAAUAAAUGGGAGAAAUCAA
This is a messenger RNA of Cololabis saira (Pacific saury), 4747 nucleotides long. Its product is annotated as disheveled-associated activator of morphogenesis 1-like. Lineage: Eukaryota; Metazoa; Chordata; Actinopteri; Beloniformes; Belonidae. The record is from RefSeq and is a predicted model, not a curated record. Gene Ontology annotation, cellular component: stress fiber. Gene Ontology annotation, molecular function: small GTPase binding; actin binding. The coding region runs from base 316 to 3564 and encodes 1082 amino acids. The transcript has 27 exons. Gene Ontology annotation, biological process: actin cytoskeleton organization.